AGACAGAAACAUCAGACUGAGGACAGAAACACACCAGCUCUGAGAAAUGGCUCAAACUCUAUAUUCCCCUCUUCUCCUCAUUGCUCUCUGCUCCAUAUCUGAAUGUGUUCAGCGUCAGUAUCACUUUAUAAAUGAGAACAAGAACUGGACUGAAGCUCAGAGAUACUGCAGAGAGAAAUACACAGAUCUGGCCACUGUUGACAACAUGAAUGACAUGAUCCAGCUGAAGAAGAUUGUGAAUGCUGUAAAUGAUGAGUAUAUCUGGAUUGGUCUUCAGAAGACGAGUGUUUAUAAAUGGCAUUGGUCUUCAGGUGAUCCUGUGCUCUUUAUGAACUGGUAUUUUGGAGAACCAGCUGACAGUGAUAAUUGUACUAUGAUGAGAAAUGGACAGUGGUUUGUUGUGCCAUGUAGUAACACCUCAUUCUUCAUCUGCUUCAACACCAGCAGAGGACUGGUGUUUGUCAAACAGACAAUGAACUGGAGAGAUGCUCAGAGUUACUGCAGACAGAAUCACAUUGAUCUGGUCAGUGUGAGGAACCAGAAUGAGAAUCAACAGCUGGAGAAGUUCAUUAAUGACAGAAAAUCAUCUGGAUCUACAGUCUGGAUCGGUCUGUUCAGAGACUCAUGGCAGUGGUCAGAUCAGAGCAGCUCCUCAUUCAGAUACUGGGAUAACAAUCAACCUGAUAAUAGAGGAGGAAUUGAAAACUGUACAGUGAUCACUCAGAAUGUUCAGAGACAAUGGCAUGACAUCUCUUGUGAACAUCAUUUCUGCUUUGUUUUGUGUCCAGAUAAACUGCUUGUGGUCCAGCAGAAUCUGUUGUGGUCUGAAGCUCUGAGAUACUGCAGACAGCAUCAUGUGGAUCUGGUCUCGGUUCAGUCAGAGGAGAUGCAGUAUAAGGUGAUGAACGUGGUUAAACUGGCAUCUACUGAGGCGGUGUGGUUGGGUUUACGUCACUCCUGUGCUUUGGGCAUCUGGUUCUGGGUGAGAAGACAGACCGUGUGCUAUCAGAACUGGGCUCCAGGGAACGGCACAUCAGAGGAGGACUGUGAGCCCACAGUGAGAUCUGGAGCAGUUCAGUCUGGAGAAAAUCAGACCUGGAUCAGCUGCCCAGAAACUGACACACUCAACUUCAUCUGCAGAAAUUAUUAAGUCAAAGACUGGU
This is a messenger RNA of Danio rerio (zebrafish), 1163 nucleotides long. Gene Ontology annotation, molecular function: carbohydrate binding. NCBI's taxonomy places the organism in Eukaryota, Metazoa, Chordata, Actinopteri, Cypriniformes, Danionidae. The record is from RefSeq and is marked predicted.